Molecule: messenger RNA, 852 nt
Organism: Lathyrus oleraceus (garden pea)
Lineage: Eukaryota; Viridiplantae; Streptophyta; Magnoliopsida; Fabales; Fabaceae
Product: protein CutA, chloroplastic
Exons: 6
Coding region: 85-663 (192 amino acids)
Biological process (GO): response to metal ion
Molecular function (GO): copper ion binding
Source: RefSeq, a predicted model, not a curated record
AGAUCAAAAGGAUGACAUCAAGUAAAGGAGCAGAAGCGACCCUGAUGUAGAUGCGUAGCACCUGAUAACACGCUCUCAACCAAAAUGGCUUCUUCCUCCACUUCAACACUCAACUCCUCCACUUCCAGAACCUUCAUCUCCACCUCCACGCUACGACGUCGUUUACCCAUUGUAGGCGCGUUUUGCAUGCUCACUUUCGGACUCACCAAUCUCUACACGCCCUUUUAUUCUUCUGCCCUCAAAACGGGGUGCGUUCAAUCUCUUUUACGAUCCAAAUUGGGUAGUAGAUUUUCGACAAAGAGCAGCAAUUUCAUCCGAAUGGAAGGGAAUACUAGUAACACCACUGUUCCAAGCAUCGUUGUUUAUGUCACCGUUCCCAACAAAGAAGCAGGUAAGAAAUUGUCUGAAAGCAUUGUCAAAGAGAAACUUGCAGCUUGUGUCAAUAGGGUACCGGGUAUAGAAUCAGUGUAUCUGUGGGAGGGAAAGAUCCAAACUGAUUCUGAGGAACUUCUUAUAAUCAAGACCAGGCAAUCUCUUUUGGAAGCACUGACUGAGCAUGUCAAAGCAAAUCAUGAAUAUGAUGUACCAGAGGUGAUCUCCUUACCCAUCACUGGGGGCAAUCUCAAAUAUUUAGAAUGGUUAAAAGAGAGCACAAGAGACUGACUAUCAAGUUUAUAGCCAGAGGGGUGUGGGUUCAAGACUCAAGAGUUCUGUUGCCUUUGUGUGAAAUAAACCUGGCAUUUCAUCUAUGUAACUAGUCAAUGGUGUAUGAGAAUCGAUCUUGCAUUACUGCUAAUGGAUGUUAUGGGCUGAAUUUGAGUAUAUGAAUGGACCUUUCCUCUUGUGACUUUA